AUGUCACCAACUGCCAACUACUCUGAAGCCUGCCCCAGAGCCAACUACGACUACUACGAGCUCAACGACGGGAACAAGAUUCCUGCAAUCGGCUUGGGCACAUACAAAGUCACCGACGCUGACGAGGCUAGAGAAUCAGUGAAGAUUGCCUUGAAAAACGGCUACAGACACAUCGAUACCGCAUCAAGGUAUAAGAACGAGGAACAGGUGGGUGAAGGCAUUAAGGAGUCAGGCGUGCCCAGAGACGAGAUCUUUGUCACCACUAAAUUGUGGAACGCCGAUCACCACGACCCUGAAGGUGCGUUGAACGAGUCUUUGCGGAAAUUAGGCUUGGACUACGUCGACUUGUACUUGAUCCAUUACCCUAUCAACCUCGAGGAGAAGGUGCUUGCGCAGCCCCAUCACUACGACUACCUCGAGACGUAUAAGAAGAUGCAGAAACUUGUCCACGAUGGCAAGGCUCGUUCCAUUGGAGUGUCCAACUUCACGAAAGAGCGUGUCCAAAAAUUGUUGGAGGACGAAGAGAUCACCAUUAAACCUGUGGUGAACCAGAUUGAGGCACAUCCUUUGCUAACCCAGCCUGAGUUGAAGGACUACUUGGACGAGCAGAACAUCUUGGUUGAAGCCUUCUCACCAUUGGGCUCUGCAACGUCCCCCUUGUUGGAAAACCCGGUCGUCAAGGCUGUAGCUGAACGCAACGGUGCCACUACUGGCCAGGUGCUUGUGUCGUGGGCGAUUCAGAGAAACACUGUGGUUUUGCCCAAGUCAGUGAAGGAACAGAGAAUUAUUUCCAACAAGAAGACCUUCACUCUUGGUGCUGCCGAUUUCGAGGCCUUGAACAACUUGAGCAACAAGUAUGGCGAGCACAGAACUUGCAACUUUCCUUGGGGCGUGUUUGAGUAA
Molecule: messenger RNA, 903 nt
Organism: Candidozyma auris
Lineage: Eukaryota; Fungi; Ascomycota; Pichiomycetes; Serinales; Metschnikowiaceae
Product: aldo/keto reductase
Exons: 1
Coding region: 1-903 (300 amino acids)
Cellular component (GO): cytosol
Molecular function (GO): aldose reductase (NADPH) activity
Source: RefSeq, a predicted model, not a curated record